ACGUAACUCCCACGUCACGGUCGCCACCUACAUAUAAUUAAAUCAAUUUACUCUGUAAAUCCAAUUUUGUUACCUGAAAAGUUACAGCCAUAAAGUUUUGAGAUGGAGCAGAAGCAGAAAUCUUUAGCAACCGGCAAAUUGCCUCCCUUUUCCGAAAAAUGUCCAUGGUUGGUUGCUGAAAAUGCCAAAGACCAGAUAUUUUUUACCAUGCACGACCCGCUGUCUCAAUAUAGGUGUCGAAUUUCUGAGUUUCUUGGGAGACGUAUCAGAGGAUUUUUCCAUGGGUGGGUGAUUCUCUCUAAGCAUCCAGACCACAUUACGUGGUCUCUUUGGAACCCGGUUAUAAGUGAGGAAUUGAUCCACCUCCCCCCUUUGAGGAUUUUAACAGAUGGAGAUAUUGUCGAAGAAUGUUGUUUGUCAUCCCCUGCUGAUGAUCCUAGUUCAGUUCUCCUGUUAACCACAAAAAAUCGUACCUUUGUUUUUUGUCGGAUAGACCGUAAACAGAAGAAGAUGAGAUGGAAAAAAAUGACAUACACUAAACAGCUCAAAAGUAUAACCCGUAAUGAGAGUUCCUUACAUUGUAUAACUUGUUGCAAUGGUAAAGUGUAUGCAUUGAUUAAGGGUGUCCGCCGUAAUGAUCGUUUGAUCAUACAAGUUGACAUUGUGGUUGUAGAUGAAGAAGUUGAGAUAAGUCUUUCACGAUUUGCUGGAAUCCCUCAACCUACCUACAAUGGUCAAUUCUCCUCCAUGAAGUUUUUUCUGAACGGAUAUGGUACAGAACUAUUCUACCUUAUACUUGGUUUUGAUAAGGUAGCAAAGAAUACACUUGGAGCUGUACAUUUGUUUAAAUUUGACAUGACUAGAAAGAUCUCUAAAGAAAUGGCAGGCCUAAAAGAUGCUAUAUUUUUUGUGGAUCUUGCUCAUGAGUACGUAUCUUACAGACCUUCAAUUGCAUCGGAGUUUGGUGGUCAUAUACAUAUUCUUAGCGAAAUGGGCAAAGUAAUAUUUUCAUGCAAUAUCGUGGAUAAAACCAUCUCCUUAUCUUGCAUGCCCUUUUUAGAGCCGACACGACACGUGUCAUUUUGGAAAUUAAGGUUACCAGGUGAUCAUGAAGAAGUUAAUCGUCGAACUGGUUUUGAACGAAAAGAUUACAGGGAAGAUGUUAGCGAGAUUGAAAUAAAUAGCACGAGCAAUGAACAACUUGAAGAGAAUAUUGCAUCAUACAUUUUCAAUAUUCCAUUUGAUGUUUUGAAGAAGAUUGUGGAGUUUUUUGGUUGUGUUGAAUACCUAAACUUCCGGGCAACAUGUAAGUAUUGUCUGUUAGCAGCACCUAUGAUUCAAUGGAGAAGGAGAUUGCGGACAUACUCGGUAGAUUUACCAUGGCUGGUAGUGUUAGACAAACAUCAAGGCAUUUUUAUCUUUACAGAUCCGAUGUCUGGUGAAAAGUAUUUUAAAAAGAAACCAGAAAAGUUGACUGAUGAAUUGGAAAUAUGUUGUUCAAGGUAUGGUUGGUUGCUGAUUAAAAAUAAUCACCUUGGAGAAUAUUUAUUCUUUAACCCCUUCACAAAUGAUAUCCGCGAGCUUCCACAUACACCUAGUUUAGAUUGCGUAUGUUUCUCAGAGCCACCACAUUCCCCAGAUUGUCUGGUAGUUGGAUUUUUAGGAUCAAAUGAAUGGAAUGUUUACAUCCACUUUGUGAACCGUGGCACAGUUUGGGCUAUACUCCAUAUGAAUUUUGGUGAUACCAGUCCACAUUCCAUAUAUUUUCCAACGUUCUAUGGCCGAGAUAUCUAUGUUUUGGACGAAGGGGUACUUCAUGUUUUCAAGGAAAAGGAGGGAGUUUAUGAACACAACAAUGCUGUAGUUGGAGCCCCAAGAGGUUCUUGCAGUAAAUCUUCUGCACAAUAUUUUCAAGUAAGCUGUAAUCAAGAUCUUUUAAUGGUCAUUGUGGAUGAGUUUGGAGAAUCUGUUGAGGUAUUCAAGCUGAAUCAUUCUUUAAAUAAAUGGAAGAAAAUCGAUAGUUUAGGAAAGUAUAUGAUUUAUAUUUGUGGUAAAAUAUGUCUCUGCCUAGAAGCCAAGAUACCAGAAAUGGAGAACAAAAUCUAUUUUUCAAGAUUACAUUCAAAGAACUCGAAGAUAGUGUUCUAUUCUCUUGAUACUUGCAGGUAUCAUACAUUCAACGGCAGAGAGAUUGAACAAAGUUUUGGGGAUUUCUUUGAAACCAAGUAUUAUCUCUACCCUCAAGCUUGGAUUGAACCAAGCUGGUCUUAGCUUAAUUUUACUACAGAGUAUUGAUGGUAUUAAUUGUUAUUAUGUUUUAUUUAUUAGUAUUGCUAUCAAUAUUAUUUAUUUACUUAUAAUGUUUUAUGACAGUAUGGGUCACAGGGCACCUUAAACGUGUUACGUGUGUCUA
This is a messenger RNA of Erigeron canadensis, 2413 nucleotides long. RefSeq lists its product as uncharacterized. The record is from RefSeq and is a predicted model, not a curated record. The transcript has 3 exons. Lineage: Eukaryota; Viridiplantae; Streptophyta; Magnoliopsida; Asterales; Asteraceae. Bases 103 to 2271 code for a protein of 722 amino acids.